This is a messenger RNA of Nerophis lumbriciformis (worm pipefish), 1446 nucleotides long. Lineage: Eukaryota; Metazoa; Chordata; Actinopteri; Syngnathiformes; Syngnathidae. The record is from RefSeq and is a predicted model, not a curated record.
AUGGCCGGAGCUGACGAAUUCAUGAAAUAUCGUUCUCCACUGGUGUCAAGAUAUGCGAGCAAGGAAAUGGCUUACAACUUCAGCGAUAGGAAGAAAUUCACAACCUGGAGAAAGCUGUGGAUCUUCCUUGCUAAGGCUGAGAAGGAUUUGGGUCUGCCAAUCGCAGAUGAGCAAAUUGCAGAGAUGGAGAGCCAUGCGGAGGACAUCGACUUUACCAUGGCAGCGGAAGAGGAGCGUAAACUCAGGCAUGACGUGAUGGCUCACGUACACACCUUCGCACACUGCUGCCCCAACGCAGCGGCCAUCAUCCACCUGGGAGCUACUUCCUGCUAUGUUGGAGAUAACACUGAUCUGAUUAUGCUGCGUGAUGGUUUCGACAUCCUCUUACCGAAGUUGGCAAGAGUCAUCGACAGGCUGUCAAAUUUUGCUGAGAAGUAUUCUGACCUCCCCACACUUGGCUUCACACACUACCAGCCAGCACAGUUGACCACGGUGGGAAAGCGAGCGUGCCUGUGGCUGCAGGACUUGGCGAUGGACAUGCGAAAUCUGCAACGAGCACGUGAUGACCUGCGUUUCCGUGGUGUCAAGGGGACCACUGGCACUCAGGCUAGUUUCCUCCAACUCUUUCAGGGAGACCACAGCAAGGUGGAGGAGCUGGACAGGUUGGUGACACAGAUGGCAGGGUUUAAAAGAGCUUACCUGGUGACUGGACAGACAUAUAGCCGUAAAGUGGACAUAGACUCUCUAGCCAGCCUUGCAAGUCUAGGAGCCACCGUUCAUAAGAUUUGUACCGACAUCCGCCUGCUAGCCAACCUGAAAGAGAUCGAAGAGCCUUUUGAGAAAGAACAGAUCGGUUCUAGUGCCAUGCCUUACAAGAGGAAUCCGAUGCGUGCUGAGCGUUGCUGUAGUUUGGCCCGACAUUUGGUGGCACUGAUGGCUGACCCAUUGCAGACAGCGUCAGUGCAGUGGCUGGAGCGCACACUGGAUGAUAGUGCCAACAGGAGGAUCUCCCUGCCGGAGUCCUUCCUCACCGCUGACAUCAUCCUUAGCACUCUGCAGAACAUCACUGAGGGCCUGGUGGUCUAUCCUAAAGUCAUUGAAAGACACAUCCGCCAUGAGCUGCCCUUUAUGGCUACUGAGAACAUCAUCAUGGCAAUGGUGAAGGCUGGAGGCAACAGACAGGACUGCCAUGAAAAGAUACGCGUCCUGUCCCAGGAGGCUGCAGCUGUAGUUAAACAGGAAGGUGGUGAUAACGACUUGCUUGCCAGAGUGCAGGCAGACCCUUACUUUGCUCCCAUUUUGGGACAACUGGACGCCAUACUAGACCCCAAGACUUUUAUCGGCCGUGCUCCCCAGCAGGUGUCCAGAUUCCUGUCAGAAGAGGUGCGCCCUCUACUGGAGCCUUACAACUCCAAAAUGGAUGUCAAGAUUGAGCUUGAGCUUUAA